Pelodiscus sinensis (Chinese soft-shelled turtle) is the source of this 1865-nucleotide messenger RNA. NCBI's taxonomy places the organism in Eukaryota, Metazoa, Chordata, Testudines, Trionychidae. The record is from RefSeq and is a predicted model, not a curated record.
AAAUUGCUCAGCGCAGUCCUUGUCAGCGGAUCAUUGCAUUGGGACAUGGCGCAAGGAAAUAAUUAUGGGCAAAGCAGCAACGGGGUGGCUGAUGAAUCCCCAAACAUGCUGGUGUACAGAAAGAUGGAAGAUGUCAUAGCACGCAUGCAGGAUGAGAAAAAUGGGAUUCCUAUUCGUACAGUCAAAAGUUUUCUUUCCAAGAUUCCCAGUGUCUUUUCUGGUUCAGACAUUGUUCAGUGGUUAACGAAGAAUUUAGCUAUAGAAGACCCAGUGGAAGCUCUACAUCUGGGGACGUUAAUGGCAGCUCAUGGCUAUUUCUUUCCAAUCUCAGACCAUGUUCUAACACUAAAGGAUGAUGGCACCUUUUACCGGUUCCAAACGCCCUAUUUUUGGCCAUCAAAUUGCUGGGAGCCGGAAAACACAGAUUAUGCUGUUUACCUCUGCAAGCGAACAAUGCAAAACAAAGCACGUCUUGAGCUAGCAGACUAUGAAGCAGAGAGUUUGGCCAGGCUACAGCGAGCAUUUGCCCGGAAAUGGGAGUUUAUUUUUAUGCAAGCUGAAGCACAAGCAAAAGUGGACAAGAAAAGAGACAAAAUAGAAAGAAAAAUCCUCGAUAGCCAGGAGCGAGCAUUUUGGGAUGUACACAGACCAGUGCCUGGAUGUGUAAACACUACUGAAGUGGAUAUAAAAAAGUCUUCAAGAAUGAAAAAUCCUCACAAAACAAGAAAGUCUGUCUAUGGAUUACAAAAUGACAUUCGAAGUCACAGUCCUACCCACACACCGGUACCAGAAACUAAGCCACCCACAGAAGAUGAAUUACACGAAGAGAUAAAAUAUUGGCAAAUACAGUUAGAUAGACAUCGAUUAAAAAUGUCAAAAGUUGCAGAGAGUCUUUUAGCUUACACAGAGCAGUAUAUCGAAUAUGAUCCGUUUCUUGUGUCGCCUGACCCCUCUAACCCUUGGCUAUCUGAUGACACUACUUUCUGGGAAUUAGAGGCCAGCAAAGAGCCAGGACAACAGAGGGUAAAGCGAUGGGGCUUUGGCAUGGAUGAAGCAUUGAAGGACACAGUGGGGAGAGAGCAGUUUCUCAAAUUCCUGGAGUCAGAAUUCAGCUCGGAAAACUUAAGAUUCUGGUUAGCAGUUGAAAAUCUGAAGAAGAGACCUAAUCGUGAAGUACCUGUUCGAGUCCAGGAGAUCUGGCAGGAGUUUCUUGCCCCUGGAGCUCCCAGUGCCAUCAAUCUUGACUCAAAAAGUUAUGACAAAACCCAACAGAAUGUAAAGGACCCAGGAAGAUACACAUUUGAAGAUGCUCAGGAGCACAUUUACAAACUGAUGAAAAGUGAUUCCUAUCCUCGUUUUCUACGAUCCAGUGCCUACCAGGAGCUGCUACAGGCCAAGAAAAAGUUGGAAAACACACUGGAUCGUCGAACAUCUUUUGAGAAAUUCACACGCAAUGUGGGCAGAAACAUCCCUAUUUUUCCAUGCCAUAAAAACUGUACACCAACACUGAGGGCGAGCACUAACCUGUUAUGAAAAGAGGGGAAAUCGCUCACGUCAAAGAGGUUAACCAGUCUAGUGCAGUCCUACUAAAAGGAUCAUCCUUGUAGCAUGGAAGCAGACUCAAAUCAUUAUACAUAUUUGUAGCUCACUGAUUGCCUGAAUCAGAGGAGAGUAGAACAAGAUGUUGCAUGAGCAAGGACCUGACUUGUUUUCUUUUGUGUAUACUAAGGCAUUACAGACUCCGAGGGACUCUAACCUUUCGAUGCCUCCAUUUCGAAAAUUGUCUGCUCACUUCCUCCUUCAUAUCAAGCUGGAUCUGUGUCAUUUUAUUUUCUGCAAGCUCAAGUACAGUGAAAAAAAAAAGC